Molecule: messenger RNA, 7515 nt
Organism: Xenopus tropicalis (tropical clawed frog)
Lineage: Eukaryota; Metazoa; Chordata; Amphibia; Anura; Pipidae
Gene: pcdh9
Product: protocadherin 9
Exons: 7
Coding region: 2036-5923 (1295 amino acids)
Biological process (GO): cell adhesion; homophilic cell-cell adhesion
Cellular component (GO): membrane; plasma membrane
Molecular function (GO): calcium ion binding
Source: RefSeq, a predicted model, not a curated record
GGUGCCAUACAACAUAGGGGUAAGUGUGUCCCUGGGUUAAGUGCAUAUCAUCUGGGUGUGUGAGAUAAGUGCUAAAGCGUGUAUCUGUAAAUGUGUGUCUGGGUCAUAAAGUGUUGAAGUGUAUAUCUGGGUGUGUGAGUUGGGUGCCAAAGAAUGUGUGCCGGGGGUCACUAAUUGUGUUUGUGUAUGACCGGGUGUGUGAGUUGGGUGCCAAAGAGUAUAUGGGUGUGUUCUGUAUCAUUGUGUGUGUGCAUGUCUGUCUAUGUCUGGGUGUAUGAGUUGGGUGCCACAGAGUAUAUCUGUGUGUGUGUGCAUGGGUCAUUAUAUGCUUAUGUAUGUCUGAGUGUCUCAGUUGGGUGCUACAUAGUGUAUCGCUGAAUGUGUGCCUGGGUCAUAAUGUGCAUUUGUAUAACCGGUUGUGUGAGCUGGGUGCUACAGAGUGUAUCUCUGAAUGUGUGAGCUGGGUGCUACAUAGUGUAUCUCUGACAGUGUGCCUGGGUUAUUAUAUAUAACCGGGUGUGUGAGCUGGGUGCCAUGGAGCAUCUGGGCGAGUGUUUGCCUGUGUCAUUAUGUGUUCCUGUCUGUGCAUGUUGGGUGCCAAAGAGUGUAUGGGUAGGUGUAUCUGUGUGCCUUUGUAUGUCCGGUUGUGGGUUUGUGUCUGUCUGUAUGCACAGGUGAUUGUGUAGCCAUGAGAGAUAGAGAGACACCUUCUUUCCUGAUGCUGCCAGUUGCUUGUCUGCAGGUCCGACCUUCCAGAGCUGGCAGCAGCCCCAGUCCCAUUCUCCACUGACCGAUUCAGGCGCCGCCUUAGUCCCAGCGUUAUGUGAGCGACGGGCUGACAGGCUAAUAAGGAGGCGGCCGCUGUCUGCCUCCCAGCCACAUAGUCGCAGCCAGCCAGUCGGGUGGCUCUGGGCGGGUCUGAGAUCAGCCCCCCCUCCUGUACGGUUUAUUGAGAGUUGUAUGAAGAAAUCCAGUUCAGAGGGAAGGAGGGAGGGCUGGUGAGUGCGGCGCUCAGAGGAGAGUAGUACCGAGAGCAUCUUCUGCUUCUAUUUAUCUGGGGAUUUCUUGCAACUGUCAGCGCUGCUGCGAUAGCUACACAUCCUUCAACCCUUACUUCAACUAUCGCAACUUGCAGCACUUGGGCUCCCGUUGGUUGUUUUUUUUUUUUAUUACGGCGAUAAUGUAACAGAUUGUAACGAUCCUGAUCCUCGAUGGGGAAUGUAAGUGGCUGGAUGUGUCCAAGUGGAUAUGUUACUGUUUGUGAAUGUCCCUGCCCGGAGCCCGGCACUGCUGCUCCCCGCGGAGGGCGCGAUUUGCCAGGAAACUGAGCGAUUUGUGUUCCCUUGGAGUUGCUCUUUCACCAUCCUAAGGAAACGCUUGGGCUUGGGAUUGGCAAACUGCUACUGAUUGCUUGCUGCCAGGAACUAUUGGAUGGCUUCCCGAAUCCAUAGACCCUAUUCCAGCAGGGACCAAAUGGAAAGUACAGUAUAGAAGUUGUCUAGGGGCUGUGAAUCUGAAUUGUGCUGCCUUCUAUUCUCCUGUGUCUUUUCCCGUGAUGUAAAUCUGUGUGUGGGAGAGUACUAUGAAGGCACUGGCUGCAUCUACCUGCCUAGAUCACUCUGAUGGAACUAAUCGCAUGCAUCAGCCUCCCCACCGCCUAAUGCAGCUAAGACUAGUGCUUAGGAACUGGCCAGUCUGAGCAAACCCACUGCUUGGGGUGCGAGCACCCUCUUCAUCAGCACCCGGAAAGCAUUCUACUUCUGCUGCACUACCAACCAACCGACAGAAUGUACGAGUAUUAACUCUUUGGAUGGCCAAUCUGUAUUAGAGCAUUGCUCAAUGGUUUCAUUUGCAUUCCGUUAUUUUACUGCUGAUCCGAUGGCUGCGCUAUAACUGGAUGGAAACCCGCUCACUUCUGCUGAGUCCAAUUAGAAAUGAGAUGUAAGAGAUCGUACUACCCAUGCACGCCUCCUCCUCCUCUUCCUCAGUGACAUUUAACUCCUGAAAAAUCCAAGCAACAUCCAAGUACAUUAUCAUGAACCUAAGGGAUUUUUACCUGUUGGCUGCUCUUAUUGCCUGCUUAAGGCUGGAUUCUGCAAUCGCCCAAGAACUUAUUUAUACCAUCCGAGAGGAACUGCCUGAAAAUGUACCAAUAGGGAAUAUACCAAAGGAUCUGAAUAUCUCCCAUAUAAAUGCUGCCACUGGAAGCAGCACCAGCCUUGUCUACAGACUGGUUUCUAAAGCUGGGGACUCUCCACUGGUCAAGGUGUCCAGCAGCACUGGAGAAAUCUUCACCACCUCCACCAGGAUAGACAGAGAGAAGCUAUGUGCCGGCUCGUCUAAUUCAGAUGAAAAUGAGUGUUUCUUUGAACUUGAAGUAGUUAUACUUCCCAAUGACUUUUUCAGGCUCAUCAAGAUAAAGAUAAUCGUCAAGGAUACCAAUGAUAACGCGCCUAUGUUCCCAUCUACUGUCAUCAAUAUAUCGAUACCAGAAAACACUCUUAUCAAUAGUCGGUUUCCCAUCCCAUCAGCAGUGGAUCCCGACACAGGCUUUAACGGCGUCCAGCACUAUGAGUUAUUAAAUGGACAGAGUGUCUUUGGGCUGGAUAUUGUUGAAACACCAGAGGGGGAAAAGUGGCCGCAACUUAUUGUGCAGCAGAACUUGGACAGAGAACAGAAAGAUACAUAUGUGAUGAAAAUCAAAGUGGAAGAUGGUGGGACCCCUCAGAAAUCCAGCACUGCUAUCCUGCAAGUUACAGUAAGUGAUGUAAACGACAACAAACCAGUAUUUAAGGAAAGUCAGGUGGAGGUGCACAUCCCAGAAAAUGCCCCCAUUGGGACUUCAGUCGUUCAGCUACACGCGACUGACGCAGAUAUAGGAAGUAAUGCUGAAAUCAAGUAUAUCUUUGGUGCCCAAGUGACAUCUGCCACCAAGAGACUUUUUGCUUUAAACAACACCACAGGGCUAAUAACAGUGCAAAGGCCACUAGACCGGGAAGAGACUGCAGUCCACAAGUUAACUGUUCUGGCAACCGAUGGCAGCUCCACCCCUGCAAGGGCGACAGUGACCAUUAACGUGACUGAUGUUAACGAUAACCCUCCUAACAUCGAUCUCAGGUACAUCAUAAGUCCCAUCAAUGGCACCGUAUACUUAUCUGAGAAGGAUCCCAUCAACACAAAGAUCGCCCUGAUUACCGUUUCUGAUAAAGACACUGACGUGAAUAGCAAAGUGAUCUGCUUCAUCGAGAGAGAGGUUCCCUUCCACCUGAAAGCAGUCUAUGACAACCAGUAUUUGUUAGAAACUUCUUCCCUAUUGGACUAUGAGGGCAUCAAAGAAUUCAGCUUUAAAAUAGUCGCAGCCGACACUGGAAAGCCCAGCCUCAACCAGACAGCCUUGGUGAGAGUAGAGCUGGAGGAUGAGAAUGACAACCCCCCGAUUUUUAGCCAGCCUGUCAUUGAACUCUCAGUUUCUGAAAACAAUCGCCGAGGCCUCUACUUGACCACUGUUAGUGCAUCUGAUGAAGACAGUGGCAAGAACUCGGACAUAGUUUAUCAGCUUGGCCCCAACGCUUCUUUUUUCGAUCUCGACCGAAAAACGGGAGUUCUGACAGCUUCUAGGGUGUUUGACAGAGAGGAGCAGGAGCGAUUUAUCUUCACUGUCACAGCCAGAGACAAUGGGACUCCCCCACUCCAGAGCCAAGCAGCCGUCAUUGUCACUGUCCUGGACGAGAACGACAACAGCCCUAAAUUUACUCACAACCACUUUCAGUUUUUUGUCUCUGAGAACCUGCCGAAGUACAGCACCGUGGGGGUUAUAACAGCCACUGAUUCCGAUGCAGGGGAAAACAAGGCCGUCACCCUCUCUAUUCUAAAUGACAAUGAGAACUUUGUGUUGGAUCCAUAUUCGGGGUUAAUCAAGUCGAAUGUUUCUUUUGACAGAGAGCAGCAGAGUUCCUACACGUUUGAUGUCAAAGCAGUAGAUGGGGGUCAGCCUCCACGUUCCUCCACGGCCAAAGUCACCAUUAAUAUAAUGGACGCUAAUGAUAAUAGCCCUGUAGUUAUCUCCCCACCAUCCAACACAUCGUUUAAGCUGGUGCCUCUCUCAGCCAUACCAGGCUCUGUGGUUGCAGAGGUAUUUGCUGUGGAUACUGACACUGGCAUGAACGCUGAACUGAAAUACACCAUUGUUAGUGGAAACAAUAAAGGCUUGUUUAGGAUUGACCCAGUAACCGGCAACAUUACUCUUGAGGAGAAGCCAAGUGCUGCAGAUGUUGGCCUUCAUCGCCUGGUGGUCAACAUAAGUGACUUAGGAUACCCCAAGCCCUUGCACACUCUGGUACUGGUCUUCUUGUAUGUCAAUGAAACUGCUGGAAAUGCCUCAUAUAUCUACGAUUUGAUAAGGAGGACUAUGGAAACACCCCUAGACAGGAAUAUUGGGGACAGCAGCCAACCUUACCAGAAUGAGGAUUAUCUUACAAUUAUGAUCGCCAUUGUGGCAGGCGCUAUGGUGGUGAUAGUGGUCAUCUUUGUCACAGUGCUGGUGAGAUGUCGCCAUGCCUCCAGGUUUAAGGCAGCCCAAAGGAGCAAGCAAGGAGCAGAGUGGAUGUCACCAAACCAAGAGAACAAGCAGAAUAAGAAAAAGAAAAGGAAGAAAAGGAAAUCUCCCAAGAGUUCCCUGCUGAACUUUGUCACUAUUGAGGAGUCUAAACCAGAUGACACUGUACACGAACCCAUCAACGGGACAAUAAGCCUCCCAGCUGAGCUGGAGGAACAAGGGAUAGGACGAUUUGACUGGGGUACCACUCCACCAACAACCUUCAAGCCCAAUAGCCCUGACCUAGCAAAGCAUUACAAAUCUGCCUCUCCGCAGUCUACUUUUCACCUAAAAGCAGACACCCCAGUAUCUGUGAAAAAGCACCAUGUGAUUCAGGAACUUCCUUUGGACAACACCUUUGUGGGGGGUUGUGACACCCUCUCCAAACGCUCUUCCACUAGUUCAGAUCACUUCAGUGCCUCAGAGUGCAGUUCCCAGGGAGGCUUCAAGACUAAAGGUCCCUUACACACCAGACAGAAUCCGACACCAGGGACUGGUGGGAAGACUCUAUCUCCAUGCAGAGUACCCUGCGGUCUCCCCUCUGGCGUCCCCACUGUACAUUGCAACUGCCUUGCUUGUACUGCGACUUUGUUGCACACUCCCAGCGACUAUGGAAAACUCAUUUAUAGGACUGAUGCUGCUCCGUCACUAGCCACAGACACCUUUUCACCGACCCUGGUUUUUUCUGUUAGGGGGCAAGACUUACCGUUACAUGAGAUAUUGAGUGCUUCUUGUGACAACAGUGCUAUGCAGUCCCAGCGCCGUGUUACAUUUCACCUCCCUGAUGGUUCCCAAGAAAGCUGCAGUGACAGUGGUUUAGGAGACCAUGAUCCUGUGGGUAGCGGAACUCUGAUCUCACACCCUCUUCCUCUGGUUCAGCCACAGGAUGAAUUCUAUGACCAAGCUUCCCCGGACAAGAGGACUGAAGCAGAUGGUAACUCUGACCCCAACUCUGAUGGACCACUUGGCCCUCGAGGAUUAGCUGAAGCCACUGAAAUGUGUACUCAAGAAUGUUUAGUGCUCGGACACUCUGAUAACUGUUGGAUGCCCCCAGGUCUUGGUCCUUAUCAACAACCAAAAUCACCUCUUUCCACCUUUGCACCUCAAAAAGAUUGGCUUACUAAGGACAGAUUAGUUAAUGGGCACACAUUGACAAGAAACUGGAAAGAAGACAGCAACAAAAACCAAUUCAAUGAUCGAAACCAAUAUGGGAGUAGUGACGGACAUUUUACCAGUGGAAAUCAUACAAGUGACAUUCCUUUGGCUACUUUGAAGCCCUAUAAGCAAGUCUCAGGUGCUGUGGAUAGCCCAAAGGAACAGCAACUAUAAAUUUUUGGACUAGUGACUUUAGCCAAACUAGAUUUGCUAAUAAUGUGUGUCAAAGCUUAAUGUACUGAGUAGACCUCUAGAAGAACUAUGCUUCGUAUACCAAGAAUAUGCAUACUUUUGUGUUAACACCAUUGGAAAUGUGGUGUUUUACUCUAUGUGAAUAAAAUAUUUUUAAUGUGUGGAUAUAUUUUGGUGAACUGGGUUGACUUUUUUUUUCUUUCCUUUUUCUUUUUCUUCGUUUUUAAAUUAUUUUACCCUGGACUGCUGCUAAAGACUGCAGGAAACAUUUAACUAGAAAGGUGUAGGGAAUCUGUUUGGAUUGUUGUAGUUGGAAGCAGAUCAAAGUAGAUGAAUUGUGGUCUUGUUGUUGUUAAUAUGUGCUGGAACAGUUAUACUUGACAUCAUAUUUCAAAAUAAACCAGCUAAAUCUAUACAAUUAAACCUAUUGUGCUAUUAAUAAUGUUAGUGGACACUUGUAUGUCAAAAAAGAGUGUUUCAAAUACUUGUAAAUAGAAACAAGUUAAUACUAACAACUUUUAUGUACUUAUAAAAAGUUCUAUUAUAUACUGUAGCAUACAUUUGUGUCAAGGUUGCAUUUGAUUACUUUGUUUUAUUGGUUUUUCAGGUUCUCAGUGUUGAGUGUUUCAGUGUUUUUGUCCAACAUAUGAUACUGCAACGACUUUGAAACACUUGUGUUAAUGUCUAGAAGAUCAUGCUUUCGUGUGGUAGAGAAGUAUGCUGACCUUUUAGCAAUUAAAAACUGUUCUCUCAAAUAUGCAUUUUUUAAAAAAAAUAUAACAUAGCUUUUAUUUUGUCCAGCAGACAGAAAUGAUUCCAAUAUUAAUAAAGGAGACUCUAGCUCUAUUUUAACCUCUAUCUUACAGGUAAAACUAAUUGUAACCUUGAAAAAAUUGAUUCCAUUUCUGAUUUAUCUGUGAAAACAGUUUAUAUUGCUGACAAGACAGCUUUUGUUGCUUGUGUAUCAUUAUAACACAAGUGUUUUCAACCAUAUCCGCAAAAUAUAUAAUGUGUCGUAGCCAUAGUGUAUAAAAGCAUACUCUUAGAAGACCUUUUGGCAGGUAUGGUUAAUUAACUUUUUUUUUUUAGUAUUAUGUACUGCUAAUUAAAUAUUAUUUGCCAAUUCCUGGCAAAAAAAAAAAAUAUUUUUACAUGAUUGUUGGUCAAAAUUGAAUUCCCAUGUUCAUAGGUUCUCAGUUGCACGCAGACAUAAACUGGAACAUCCUAUCAAAGUUUUUGUUUAGGCAUGAUGGAAGAUUAAAGCAACUAAUUAGCAUGCACAGUUCCUUACAGAAAAAUAUUAUGCCACGUUAAAUAUAUUUGUUUUUAAUUUUGUUAAUUGGAUGGUUAUAUUUCUCCCAAAAUGUUGUGUUUAGCAACUCACAUUUUUAUCCACAAUGUAGGAGUGAAAAAGGGGGCAGGGUGCAUUGCUUAUUGCAGCUGUUUGUUGGUUUGUGAGGGGUGUUUGAUUAUGACAGAAUAUGUAUCUAACCAGUUAUCCUCGUUACUGCUUUGCCAGAUCAACGUUAUUUACAGUUAUUUAGCUCUUGCAAUAAAUGUUUUAAAAUCUCAAA